Messenger RNA from Colletotrichum godetiae, 829 nucleotides. RefSeq lists its product as uncharacterized. The record is from RefSeq and is a predicted model, not a curated record. The transcript has a single exon. Bases 64 to 672 code for a protein of 202 amino acids. NCBI's taxonomy places the organism in Eukaryota, Fungi, Ascomycota, Sordariomycetes, Glomerellales, Glomerellaceae.
GUCCCAUGCCAUCCGCUGAGCAGUAGGAGCGGCCCGCGUGGGACUUCAUCUAACAGAGCUCUCAUGAGAACAUCUGCGCUUUUUGUCGGCCAUGGAGCACCGCACAGUCACCUAUCUGGAACAGCUCUUGUAUCCCUGCCUUGCCGAUCUGUGCUGCUCGCAACAACUCUGAUCGCUUCGUCUUUCUUCCGCGUGGGGUUCGACCAGAGAUAUGGAGUGGCUGAACCUUCAACACCGACGGACGAAGUCCAAGGACUCAGGCUAUUUUCAUUCAGCUGUGCUGCUCUGCUAUUUCAACUGGGUCUCUGUAGCAUUACUCCUCUCGGAAGUGACCACGCCCUGCGCUUCUUUCCCUUUUGUCAUCUCCGCCUCGUACGCGGGCGCGUGAAGGGGCCAUUCUUGACAACUACCCCGAGGCAUAUCCUCGACAACACCUUGGUGCGGUCGAUUUCCCUUCCCUCCCAUGCACACCCCCUUCUCACAAUUCCCCUCUCGGCGGCGCCAGAUACCCGGCAGUUUUCAGUUUUCAAUUUUCGGGUUUUCGGGUGGAGGCUUCUUCUUCUUUUGCUCGCUUCAAGCGCGAGAGGAAAAAAGGAUCGGUGCCUAGUUUUCAUUUUCGACCCUCCUCAAGACAAUAUCCAACACGGUAACACCCGGAGCCUCGCACCAUAAAACACAACCUCGGUCCUCUACCCGCCGCCACCAGCCAUUAUGCCUCGUCCAAUUCAGCAAAUCAGCUCCUCGCUGCCUCGCGAGACUUUGCCGCCCUUGAAGCCGCAGACAUCUGCAGGUGCAUGGCAUCAACCCUCACGCGCCUCAACAGCAAAAG